Messenger RNA from Meira miltonrushii, 980 nucleotides. RefSeq lists its product as uncharacterized. The record is from RefSeq and is a predicted model, not a curated record. NCBI's taxonomy places the organism in Eukaryota, Fungi, Basidiomycota, Exobasidiomycetes, Exobasidiales, Brachybasidiaceae. The coding region runs from base 254 to 898 and encodes 214 amino acids. The transcript has a single exon.
AACAAACUCUUGACCGUCAUCCGAUCUUGUACUGUGGCUGUGGUGAUCCGAAGCUUUGUUUGACAUAGCUCAAUAUUGUUCCCAAGCUAUAGUCGAGUGUUUAUUGACAGUUCCUGAAUUUGUCUCCUGUCUGACAAGGCAAGGUAUAUAAACAAGGGUAACCCAUUCAUCAAUCAACGACCUCCUCCCCAUCCUUCCAUUUAUCCCUCACCCUCAGCAACGUAUCUUCCACCCUUUCUCUUACUCUCUCACAAUGAAGAACUUUGGCGGUGCAACAUUGAGCCUAUUGGCCGCCACCCUCUCCGUAGCAGCUGCUGCUCCAACCAUUCAAUUAGUCUUCUCUCGUUCAGAUGAUGCAUGUACAGCAUUUGGAGAACCAGGGUUACUCAAAUUGAAGGAUGCAAACGGACACAUGAACGGCACAGUCUUAGCCGAAGGAACAUUCUCUGCAACGGGAAACGAACAAGGGAAUACAAAUUUGAUCACCCAAUUCGAACAAUGCGAUUUUGAUGGUUACAAUUAUCAACAAGGAUCUUCACGUAAUUCAGGCGGAAGUAUGGGUGCUCCGAUUGAGUACUUUGGUCGGGUAACAAGAGGAUCAGAUUGCUUGACUGCUUCUACCACAGAUAUCGGGGCAGAUGGUAAUGCGUUCCGAUACAACCCCUGUUCAACAGAAGACGAUGAAAUCAGAUUAAAACAAUUUUUCACUUAUCAAAUCUCCGCAACGGAAAGUAUUGAUAUUGGAUUUGUUGGAGCAAAGAAUGACACGCAAAAUCCGUAUAAAGGUCCUUAUGGAUGGACUGCAGGUCCCAAAUUUAGCCCUGCAUGGCCACGAGUCAUUCAAGCUUCUGAUCAAAAACAUGAUUAUGAACUUGAACUUGUCUCUUCCUCCGAUUAGAUACAAAACAAUCAGCACAUUUCGCAUAACCUUGUAGCCUAGUAUAACGCAGCAUUUUUGAGCAUCCCUGUCACUUUGAUCC